CACAGUUAAAGUCAAAAAUCAAGAAAAAACGUAAGUUUGGUGGCUGCGAGUGGCCCGGGCCGAGAACGUGAGGCGCGGGGCGGCGGUCAAUGUUAUUUGAGCGGGGGCCACGGGCCUCGGCGAUCGCAGAGCAGAGGAUGCAGAAAGCCGCCUACUACGACAACGCGGGGCUCUUCGGGGGCUACACCUACAGCAAGGCCGACGCCUACCCCUACGGCGCGGCCCACCAGCCCUACGGCCAGGCCGGCCUGGACGGCGAGUACCCCGGCUCCGCCUGCUCCGUGCAGGGCUCGGCGCCCGGCCGCGCUCCGGCCCACAAGGGCAGCGAGCUGAGCGGGAGCUGCAUGCGGCCGGGCGGGGGCGGCCCCGGGGGCAGCCAGCCCCCAGGGAUCGGCGAGCAUCAGCCCCCGGCCCUGCCGCCCUCCUCCCCGCCCAACCCCCCUCCCAGUGUGCCCCCUCCGAAAAAAGCCAAGGGGGGCCCCAACUCCUCGGGCUCGGCCAGCACCACCCUCAGCAAGCAGAUAUUUCCUUGGAUGAAGGAGUCCCGGCAGAACUCCAAGCAGAAAAGCACCUGCGCCCCCUCAGGAGAGAGCUGCGAGGACAAGAGCCCCCCCGGGCCGGCCUCCAAGAGGGUGCGAACAGCGUACACCAGCGCGCAGCUGGUGGAGCUGGAGAAGGAGUUCCACUUCAAUCGCUACCUGUGCCGGCCGCGCCGCGUGGAGAUGGCCAACCUCCUGAACCUGACCGAGCGGCAGAUCAAGAUCUGGUUCCAGAACCGCCGGAUGAAGUACAAAAAGGACCAAAAAGCCAAAGGCAUCAUGCACUCCCCCGUCGGACAGUCCCCGGACCGCAGCCCCCCUCUAAGCGGCCCAAACCACGUCGGCUACUCCAGCCAGCUCCCCGGCGUCAACAGCCUGAGCUACGACGCGCCCUCGCCCACCUCGUUCGCCAAGUCGCAGCAGAGCAUGUACGGGCUGGCCGCCUACACGGCGCCGCUCAGCAGCUGCCUGCCGCAGCAGAAGCGCUACGCGGGCGCGGAGUACGACCCCCACCCCAUGCAGAGCGGCGGCGGCGGCUUCGCCAACCCCAGCCUGCAGGGCAGCCCCGUCUACGUGGGGGGCAACUUCGUGGACUCCAUGCCGGCCUCGGGCCCCAUGUUCAACCUGGGGCACCUGCAGCACCCCUCCUCCGCCAGCGUGGACUACAGCUGCGCCGCCCAGAUCCCCGGCGGCCACCACCACGGACCUUGCGACCCCCACCCCACCUACACGGACCUUUCCUCUCACCACACCUCUCAGGGACGGAUGCAGGAGGCGCCCAAGCUCACGCAUCUGUAGCGGGGCGGCGGCCAGCGGGCUCCGCUCCCCUCUCCAUUACCUCACUUUUCUGACGGGACAGUGUUACUGUGCUCUCGAGUGCCAACAGUAUUAGUGGAUUUGUCUCCCUUAGCAGCUCCCUUCUUUCUUCCGC
Molecule: messenger RNA, 1470 nt
Organism: Zonotrichia leucophrys gambelii
Lineage: Eukaryota; Metazoa; Chordata; Aves; Passeriformes; Passerellidae
Gene: HOXD3
Product: homeobox D3
Exons: 3
Coding region: 90-1337 (415 amino acids)
Biological process (GO): anterior/posterior pattern specification; regulation of transcription by RNA polymerase II; embryonic skeletal system morphogenesis
Cellular component (GO): nucleus
Molecular function (GO): RNA polymerase II cis-regulatory region sequence-specific DNA binding; DNA-binding transcription factor activity, RNA polymerase II-specific
Source: RefSeq, a predicted model, not a curated record